AGUUUCCAGCUCAAAAUCAAAUAAGCCCAAAAGCCGCGUGUAGCUCUCUCUUUCUCUUCUCUUUUCAAGGGGAGAGAAUUUUGAGGCUCUUUCCCCUUCAGCGCUUCGAUAUUUUCUUCUGCGAUUCAACAAACCAAACCCCUUUUAAUUAUUUGUCAUGCACUGCUAAUGCAAGCAAGCAAUCCUUUACAGCGAGACCCUUUUGGACUUUUUGGAUUCUUGGCCUUUAUACUCUACUGAAGUUUGUCUUAGCUUUGAGAAAAAAAAAAUUGUUUUAGUUGUCAGGAUUUGGGGACAGAGAUAUGAGGGCCGAGGAUCAAUCGAUGUCUCUGUUCGGGAUUUCUCUUUCUGUUCGACCUAAAUGGCAGCAAUUCCUUAUUUGUUCUUCUGGGUUCUUUUUCGGUUAUCUUGUUAAUGGCAUUUGUGAGGAAUAUGUGUAUAACCGGCUUCAAUUCAGCUAUGGCUGGUAUUUCACUUUUGUGCAAGGAUUAGUGUACCUUGUUCUCAUAUACUUUCAGGGUUUCACCAUUAAGCAAAUGGUGAACCCAUGGAAAACAUAUGUGAAACUCUCAGCUGUUCUUAUGAGUUCUCAUGGAUUGACCAAGGGCUCCUUGGCCUUCCUUAACUAUCCAGCCCAAAUCAUGUUCAAAUCAACCAAGGUACUACCAGUCAUGGUAAUGGGUGCAUUUAUUCCAGGACUGAGAAGGAAAUAUCCAUUUCAUGAAUACAUCUCUGCUCUGCUUCUGGUUAUUGGCCUGAUUCUUUUCACCUUAGCAGAUGCCCAAACUUCUCCAAAUUUCAGUAUGAUUGGUGUUGUAAUGAUAUGUGGUGCUUUAAUUAUGGAUUCUUUAAUGGGGAAUUUGCAAGAAGCAAUUUUUACCAUGAAUUCUAACACAACUCAGAUUGAGGUGCUAUUCUGCUCAACAGUAGUAGGCUUGCCUUUCUUGAUUCCACCAAUGAUAUUGACAGGGGAGCUGUUUAAGGCUUGGAAUUCUUGUUCUCAACAUCCUUAUGUGUAUGGGGUUCUAGUAUUUGAAGCAAUGGCCACAUUCAUUGGGCAAGUGUCUGUUUUAUCACUCAUUGCUAUUUUUGGGGCUGCAACCACUGCCAUGAUAACAACAGCUAGAAAGGCGGUCACCUUAUUACUGUCAUACAUGAUAUUUACAAAGCCAUUAACAGAGCAGCAUGGGACAGGGCUACUGCUCAUAGCCAUGGGAAUAAUUUUGAAGAUGUUGCCAGAUAACCAACCCCCCAAGAAGCAGCAGGGGAAGUCUCAUUUGAAGGAAGUGAAAGGUGUUGUUGAUAAUAGAGAAAGUGAAGGAGAUGAAGAAAAUCGGCCCUUAGUGUAACGAAUGAAGAUGAAGCUCAUGUAGUUUAUUUGUCUGUUCGUUCUUUUUGUUUCUAAUAUAAUCUUUUGGUUUCUCAUUUAACUCAAGGGGUAGUCAGAAGAUAGAAAUGAUAAGUGACAUAAGUAAGAUCAAGGGAAAAGAGAAAGAAUAGAGAAACUAGCCAAAAGCAAGUUGUGAUGUAAAUUCUUAUGGUGAAGUUAUUAUUUAUCAAGUUUUGAAAGUGGAUUUAAUUACUAUUUCCCU
Messenger RNA from Manihot esculenta (cassava), 1592 nucleotides. Its product is annotated as UDP-galactose/UDP-glucose transporter 4. Gene Ontology annotation, biological process: transmembrane transport. Lineage: Eukaryota; Viridiplantae; Streptophyta; Magnoliopsida; Malpighiales; Euphorbiaceae. Gene Ontology annotation, molecular function: transmembrane transporter activity. The coding region runs from base 303 to 1349 and encodes 348 amino acids. The record is from RefSeq and is a predicted model, not a curated record. The transcript is spliced from 7 exons. Gene Ontology annotation, cellular component: endoplasmic reticulum membrane; Golgi membrane.